Molecule: messenger RNA, 1286 nt
Organism: Balaenoptera acutorostrata (minke whale)
Lineage: Eukaryota; Metazoa; Chordata; Mammalia; Artiodactyla; Balaenopteridae
Gene: SBK2
Product: SH3 domain binding kinase family member 2
Exons: 3
Coding region: 1-1047 (348 amino acids)
Biological process (GO): peptidyl-threonine phosphorylation; peptidyl-serine phosphorylation
Molecular function (GO): protein serine/threonine kinase activity; ATP binding
Source: RefSeq, a predicted model, not a curated record
AUGCCUGGGAAGCCAUCAGAGGAGAAACAGGUGGAGAUGGGGGCUGUGGAGAACGGCUCUGCGGAGGACCUGGGGGGCCUCACGGCAGAGGAGCUGCGGCAGGGCCAGGAAGCGGCCCUGGCGCUGGAGGACAUGAUGGCGCUGAGCGCCCAGACCCUGGUCCAGGCCGAGGUGGACGAGCUCUACCAGCAUGUGCGUCCCCUGGGCCAGGGCCGCUUUGGCCGGGUCCUGCUGGUCACCCACCGUCAGAAAGGCACAGCCUUGGCCCUGAAGCAGCUCCCGAAGGCCUCCACCACCCUCCGAGGCUUCCUGUACGAGUUCUGUGUGGGCCUCUCCCUGGGCUCGCACUCGGCCAUCGUGGCGGCCUACGGCAUUGGCGUGGAGUCAGUCGACUCCUACAGCUUCCUGACCGAGCCUGUCCUGCACGGGGACCUCAUCGCCUUCAUCCAGCCCAAGGUGGGCCUCCUGCAGCCAGCAGCCCAGCGCUGCGCGGCCCAGCUGGCCUCAGCCCUGGAGCACAUCCACUCCCGCGGCCUGGUGUACCGGGACCUCAAGCCGGAGAACGUGCUGGUGUGCGACCCAGCCUGCCGGUGGGUCAAGCUGACCGACUUCGGCCACACGCGGCCCCGCGGGACCCUGCUGCGCCUGGUGGGGCCGCCCAUCCCCUACACGGCCCCGGAGCUCUGCGGCCCCCCGCCCCUCCCCGAGGGCCUGCCCAUCCAGCCCGCCCUGGACGCCUGGGCGCUGGGCGUCCUGCUCUUCUGCCUUCUCACGGGCUACUUCCCCUGGGACCAGCCCCUGGUGGAGGCCGACCCCUACUACAAGGACUACGUCACCUGGCAGGCCUCAGGCCAGCCCCAGGCCCGUCCCCAGCCCUGGCGUGGCCUGACGCCCACGGCCGACGCUCUCCUGUGGGGGCUGCUGGACCCUCACCCCCGAAGGAGGAGCCCCGUGAGCUCCAUCCGGGACUACCUGGGGCGGCCCUGGAGGCAGCGGGAGGGGGAGGCUGAGGAGGUGCCCCAGUGGGACAAGGGGGACCCAGAGUGAGAAGCGCGGGGGCGGCCCGGGCCCCCAUCCUGAGGUCUCCUCCGCAUUCACGGGUGGCGGCUGGCUGCUCUGCCGUCUGUUGGUCUCUGUCUCACGAUCUUCCCCUUUCUGUCCUUAUGUCCCACGUCGGGGCGUCUGUCCGCUGCCUUGGUCCGGGGGCAGGGGGCCUCCGAGAGCACCCCGUGUCUGUCCACACCUGCCCACCUUCCCCGGGCCUUGGCACCCGCUGCGCCCUUUGC